Babesia bovis T2Bo is the source of this 2481-nucleotide messenger RNA. RefSeq names its product variant erythrocyte surface antigen-1 alpha subunit. The record is from RefSeq and is a predicted model, not a curated record. The transcript has 2 exons. Bases 7 to 2466 code for a protein of 819 amino acids. NCBI's taxonomy places the organism in Eukaryota, Apicomplexa, Aconoidasida, Piroplasmida, Babesiidae.
GCCAUAAUGGUACUCAGUGCACUCGUUGGGUGGAGUAAGAUAGUGGAGUGUAAUAAUGGUAGUCAGGGUCAGGCCGCUCAUGGCACUAGUAGGUGCACUGGUGGCAAAGGUGGCAGUGGUACGUGCAAGUAUCUAGAGGAUGUAGAGCGGAAGGAUAGCUCUUGUGACAAGUGUGGGUGUAUUAAGGGAGGCAGUAGUAGUCACCUGGGCAGGGGGUGUACAAGGUGUAGUGGUGGUAGUAGUACGCAUAGGUGUAGCUGUAGUGGUGAUGGAUGUACUGCUGAGAGUUGUAAAUGCGCUUUAGCAGGCAAAUGCUGCAAGUGUUGUUGUAAGGGUGAGUGUGGGAAGUGUAGUGAUAAGUGUAGUUGUAUGAAGGACGACAGCUAUCACUGUCGUAUAUACCAUGACAGUUAUCAGUCAGCAUAUGGAGAAAUGUCGUUCAUAUCAAUAUACGAUAGCUCAGAUUAUCGUAUAAGACCCGUAUGGUCGGAUCUAAAGGAGAGAGGUAAUGGUAAUACCCCCUCCCACCGCCGUCACCAAUGUGCCCGUAUUUUCCUAGGGUCAGUAUGUCUCAUCUGGAGUGGCAUUACCUAUAUGCAUUGGACAGGCAAAUGGGACGUUACUAGUCCAUACUGGAAUAACCACAUCCUCGACGGUAGUGGUCUAGAUGACGGCACACUAUCCCAAUGGCUACAGGCCCUAGGGUUUCCUAAGGCAAUGUUGAAUGACAAGGGACCGGAGAAUAGACUCGAUAAGGUGAUUAACAUUGACUUUGUACAAAAGUUCUAUUUGGGAUUCGCAGAUACUAGUAGCAAUAAAGGCCAUGGCAAGGACAAGGAUGAUAAUACAUUUAGGAAUCCAGCUGGGUUUAACUUUGGUGGUUUCAUUCACGCUAUAAAUAAAGGUGCAUUUGGCGGUAGUGUCUUUCAGGGCAAUGGUACUGACCCGAAGAUUGACCAGAACAAGCUCGGUCCCCUCUUCAAGCUCUACAUUCUAUCAUGUGCCUACUUUACUGGAUUACAAAAGAAGAGUACGAAAGAGAUCACCAACACUAAAAAUCCCAAGACAAUCCGUGAGAUCCUAUACUGGCUAAGUGCAUUGCCCUAUAGUCAGGCAUACCCAGAGAUAUUGAAGCAUGGUAAGGAUAGACUCGAAAAGGUACUCAAGAAACCCGAAGAAAAUAGCAAUGAGACACCAACACUCGCCUUUCUCCAAGAAAAACGCCCUCAUCCCAUUACAGUUCAUGAAUACAACCUGUUUGCCCACUUCCAGGCAGUGACCCAGUACUGCCCACUGGUACUCAUAGGUAUUCAAGGAGGAUUACACAGCACUACUGGCACCAAGGAACCACCUAUCCACUCCUUAUAUGCCAACACUGAGUGUGGAUUUACCUAUCCCACUGUGUCCAUCCAAGCAUACAACCAGGUGGUACACUACAUUAGGGCUUUGUUCUACCAGUUGUACUUCCUUAGGAAGCAAUGUGCAGUGAAAGUUACUUGUGGAGGUAAAUGGCGUGAGUGUAGGUAUGGUAGUGGAGUGCUUGGAAAGGGUGUAGUUAGCUGGAUGUGCCUGGGGUGUAACCCCAUGGAACAUGAUAGGCAUUAUAGGGUGGGUAAGGUAAAGGAGGAGUUGGGAAAGGUGGUAGCAAAGGGGGGCGCAAAGGAUAUUCCGGGGGCACUAAAGGAAGUAUUAGAGAAGAUUGGUGAGGUAGUGGUACAAUUGGGUAAUGCCCAGGAGGCAUUGGAAGGGAGGAAGGGAGAGGAAAUCAAGGGGGUGCAGAAGGCACUAGGGGAGGCUAAGGCGGGACUAGAGAAGGCUAAGACGGGACUAGAGGCGGAGGUGCAGAAAGUGAAUAAGGGUGGGCUGAAUGGAAAACUAGGGGCGGCUAAAAAUAAACUAGAGGAGCUGACGAGGAAUGGUAGAAGUAAUGGGAAACUAGGGGAGGUAGAAGGUGCACUAGGGAAGGCAACGAAUGGUGAAGAGAACAAACGGGACUACAGUAGUGCCAAGGACAAGUUAAGUGAGGCUAUUAAAGGUGUACGUGAUGCAUUGGAGGCAUUGAAGAAAGAACUAGAAAAUGAGAGCUCAAAGCUAUAUGGCUACAUACCCUAUUGGAUCACGCAAAAAUUUAUUCAAGCCAUAGAGCAGAUGAAGGAUAUAUGCAACUCUCCCAAGUGCUCUGGAUGUACACAACACUCCACAAAGUGUGGCAAAAAGGGGAAUCCUACCAUGUGUUCUCAGUGUGGCAAUAUGACUACCACUGGUGUCCCCUCCCCCCUCCAGGCAUUCCUAGAGGACAGGUUGCCCGGGUUUAGUUGUAAUGCAGUACCAGACAACGAAACGCCAGAGUACCCAUCCGCUGCAUCCCACUUGGGACACUGUGGUGGUUCAGGCCAGUGCUGCCCAUUGCCAAUGGGAUUUAGAAAUCAAUUCUAUAGUGGCGGCAUCAGUGAUAUGACUGGGUAACGUCAUCACCUUCAU